Parastagonospora nodorum SN15 is the source of this 2049-nucleotide messenger RNA. RefSeq lists its product as hypothetical. NCBI's taxonomy places the organism in Eukaryota, Fungi, Ascomycota, Dothideomycetes, Pleosporales, Phaeosphaeriaceae. Gene Ontology annotation, molecular function: DNA binding. The transcript has 4 exons. The coding region runs from base 80 to 1444 and encodes 454 amino acids. Gene Ontology annotation, cellular component: nucleus. The record is from RefSeq and is a predicted model, not a curated record.
CUUCUCUACUUUGUAUCUGAUACGGCCAUCUCCUCCUCGCACGGUUACAAGACUCCAAUUUGCUCACUGACGCUUCGACAUGAGCCAGCUCCAAAUGGACCACGACCAACACCAUCACCAGGAUCAUUUUGAUGACCACAAUGCUUCAUGGCACGACAACACUGGAUACAACCCUCACCAUCAGUCUCCAGUGCAAGACUACAAUGGCUUCAACAGCUUUGCGCCGCUGCCUAUGGAGCCCAUGUAUGGAACUGCUAUGCAUCCACCACCACACCAUCCACACCCAACGCCUAGAACUACCCACCCACAGUUACAGCCCUUGAUAAUGCCACAAUGGCCGAGUAUGUUGACUAGCCAAUCGACAUACCAGCCCUCCAUCUUUCCCUCUGCACCAGUCCCAAUAACGCCGGCUUCUGCGACUCCAGUGUCAGCAAGCUCGACUCAUUCACGCACUUCAUCGACGCCUCGAAAGACUCUCACUGAUCAGGAUCGUCGACGGAUGUGCCAAUAUCACGAAGAGAACCCAACUGUCAAGCAGACUGAGAUCGGAGCAAUGUUUGGUGUAGAAAGAAGUACCGUUUCAAAAGUGUUGCGCCAGAAGGAGAAAUAUCUCUACCAAGAUGACGGGAGUCGUUCACCUAUCAAAAGGUCGAAGGGCAAGUUUCCAGACAUCGAAAGGGCGCUUGCAAACUGGGCGAGGAACCACCAAAGACAGGGUCUGCCACUCAGCGAUGCCAUCAUCCGAGAUAAGGCCCGAUUCUUCGCUUCGACCGUGGGUAACUCUGACAGCCACCUGAAGGCAAAUAGCACCAGUUGGUUGGAAAAGUUCAAGCAAAAGAAUCAUCUCAUGGGAGCGAGAUCGAGGAAGGGCUCGAUAGCGGAGGAGUCCGAGGGAACAUCCAAUCCGGCGUCGAAUGUGCAGACGCCGGGGGCCGUUUCGCCUACAUCGCCUGGCGGGCGACCACGCAGCCAGACGUUUCCCUUGCUAGUUGGCGUCGAGCAGUACAUGUCACCACCAGGCUCUUCAGAUGCACUGACACCGAAGUUUGUCAGCAGCGGUGCCCUCGACUCUCCCAUGACAGAGCUCCCUGGAUCAUUGGCUGCGAUUGAUGAAGCGAUGUCAGUAUCGCCUACGCAGACUCAUUCGAUGCAACCGCCACCUCUUCCAAUGGCUCACAACGACGAGAAGAGUUCAUCCAACGAUUCCUCGCCCAUUACACCUUCGCAAGAAGAAGCCGCACGCGCGCUGGAGCUCGUUAUGAACUUCUUUCAAUCCCAACAUGCCGGGUUCGUGGUAGAGCCGCAGGAAUACGUUACUAUCGGGAAGCUGAUGGAGAAGCUUCGAAUCAAGAGGGGUUCUGAGAGCGUGCCACCGGGCAUGCGCCGCAUAUCAGAGACGGAGUUCACGCUCUCCAAGCUUGAGGGCGUGGACACCAUCCAUUGAUGCACGACCACUAUGGGCCUUCAAAGAUGAGAGAAGGAUCCGCCUUACGAUACGCUUUUCUGGCCUAUCGGACUGUGCAUCAAGACGCGAUGCAAGUCUCUACAUUUGAAAAGGAUACAAAGUCUGUCUGGAAACACAACCCAGCAUACAUCUCUGGCUCAAGAGAGUGAUUUCACAAUAUUUGCAUUUCUUCUGUCUCUCUGCAUCAGCAUACUUAGCAUUGUUCUUCGCUUAUUUCUUAUGCAUCACGGUUUGAUUUCUUUUUAAUCCCACGAUGGUCGACUAUACCCCCUUUUCCGCGCGCACACAUCAUCAUGCUACUUGUUGCAUCCAGAGGAAAAGACUGUAACCGCUCGCGCGGGCCACUAGUACUUGUACGCUUCAUUUCCCGUUUUGUUUUUCAUACUUCGCCGUCACAAUCUUGUCGCGACCCUCAUGGGCGGGCCUUCUACGGUGUUGAAGUGUCCAAUGCCUGAAACGAGCUUAUUUGGGUUGCGUUUCUUGUACGCUCCUUGUCACCUAUAUGUGGAUAUGAUAUAGCCUUAGGCGUAGUCUUGCAACAUAGUCUGUGAGACGCAACCGAAGAAAUGACAGCUUUCCAGUUA